GUUGAAGCUGACUACUUCGUACUACUGUAGGUACACCUUACUUCCUAUGGUUUACUGGCAUUUGGAUGUAGAGAAAAGGAAAAAGGCGACCCCGAGGACCGGGCUCGAAACGAAACACAGCCCACUUUCUUUCGUAAUGGCCAACGAUUGCCCAGCAUUUGGCUAGCAAUUGUUCGCCAGGCACGAAUCGAAACUACUGGGCUGCAGUGGGCUACAGUGGGCUCUACAGUGGGCUUUGCUGCUACGUAUCGAUAAAUUGGAACUCUUCAAAGGCUUCAACCUUCUCUCUCUUCCUUCUCUGACAUGCUCAAUGUUUGUCAAUCCCCUACAUUCACAUUCGCAUUCAAGAUAAAUUUCCAUAAACUUCAUCUCGGAAAUUCAUAGUAUAGCUGUCUAAGUUUGUACAGGCUUGAAGCUUCUGGGUCUUCAUACCUACUUGCUUACCUACCUCUCUAUCUGCCUACCUAGUACUUAGUACUAAAGGGACCAAAGGGUGCUAUCUAUUCUAGGUACCUGGUUGUUGCUGUGACAUCACCCCCACCCAGUCCAGCUCUGGUUUUAUUCUCAACUUGUUCUUGUCAUUUUCAUCUUGACACUUUCAACCAGAUUUCUUUCUCUUUAUUUUUUUUCAUUUUAUUUAUUCUUACACAAUUCGACCACGAAAGACGGGUCUCCUUGAACAUACACACACAUACACUCGAAAUGGCUUCGCUGAAUCUUUCUAUAAAUGGUCCCUCGAUCAAGAGUAGCUACCAAGGAGUCAUCAAUGCCCCUGCUCCGCCGUCGGGCAGCUCUUCUACUUACGGUCAAUGGGCUCUCUUCUACGUGCAAGCUCCUUUAGCAAAUGCCUUCCAAGAUAGUGGGAAUAAGGAGAGUGUCCUGAAGGUCCAAUCUACUGGAUCUGGUGAACUAGAAGAACUUAUCGAAGAUUUUAAUGAAGGUCGCAUCCAAUUCGCCUUCCUGAAGAUCAAGGAUCCAAAUACUGGCCUACCUAAACAUGCCUUGAUUGCAUGGUGCGGCGGUGGCGUUCCUGAGAGAACGAAAGGUUACUUCACCAGUCAUUUGAACGCUGUUUCUAAAAUCCUCCAUGGAUACCACGUACAAAUUACCGCUCGCUCCGACACCGACAUUGAACCUGCAAACAUUCUCCAGAAAAUAUCUGAUGCUUCUGGUGCCAAAUAUACAGCUGGUGGGAGUGCGCCUGUGCACACUGGAGGGGCCCCCCCACCGGUAAAAUCGAAGCCCGUUUUCUCCACCACGACUUCGUCUAGCUCUUUCAACCCCAUAGUCGCUGCGCGAAACGCAAGCUUGAGACAAAAAGAUGAUGAUGGCUGGGGAGAUGCACCGCAGGUUUCUCGGUCCGAAAUCCAGAAGGUCGAAUCGGCAUACAAACCGACCAAGGUCAAUAUGGCCGAGUUGACAAGCCAGAGGCAAGAGCCUUCAAGAUUUAAUGGCUCAAGUCAACAAGACGAUAGGCCUAGGGACGUGAUUGGAGGUGGUUACCAGCCGGUUGGGAAAGUUGAUAUUGCUGCUAUUCGAGCUGCGGCUAGAGAAAAGAAAGAUGAUCGACCAACGCCCGUCAAGGGCUCUUAUGAGCCAGUAGGCAAAGUAGACAUUGCUGCUAUCCGAGCUAAGGCUCAGAAGCCUGCCGACUCCGAGCCUGAACCCGAGGCCGAACAGCCGAAAUCUCUGGCAGAGCGAAGCGCAGCAUUCCACCAGGCCGAACGCAUUACGGAGCUUCCCAAGCCCAAGGUUGCUAAGAAAUGGGGAGGCGCGUCGACAUUCACAGGCACCAAGGCACCGACUCCUACAGCCGCGGGCCUUGGAAGUCCUUCACCGGCAGCCGGAGCUCCUCCCGUUGGAUCUGCUAGCCGAACCUUUGCUGACCAAGGAGGAAAGACCCCGGCUCAGAUUUGGGCCGAGAAGAAGGCCCAGCAAGGUGGUGGUUCCGCCGCUGGGAAGCCUGCAACUUCUCCUGUUACAGCACAGAAGAGUGGAGGAGCAGGAUGGCAGAGCGGCUACACGGGCAAGAGCUGGGCUCCGGUUAAUCCCGCAGGAUACAGCCGUGGCCUAUCAGGGCAGAAGACUGGCGAGACUGAGACUAGCCAAGAACCUCCAGCGUCCCCGGCAGGAAGUGUCGGUGCUCUACGCGACCGCUUCAAGGAGGCACAGCCUAUUGCUGCCCGAGCUCCGUCGGCACCUAAGAUUCCUUCACCUGCUGACGAAAACGACCGAGCACCGCCGCCACCUCCUUUGGCUUCUCGACCUUCGGACGGUGCUCCUACGGGAGGAUUUGCACUUCCUGGUAUGCCUCCUCGCCCACCACCGGUUACGGACGAGGAGGAGGAGCCCGAACGGGACACUUCCCCCAUUCGUAUGGCGGUGCCCGUUCCUCGCGGACCCGAACCCGAGUUCGAACCAGCACAAGAGCCUCCCCGAUCUCUCCCAGUUCGCCAAAUUGAGCAGGAACUUCCGAGAGAGGAAGAUCUGCCAAGAGAAGAGGAGGCUUACGAUCCCCGCGCUGCUGCCACUGCGGUUGCCGAGUCUCAGUUUGGCCAUGCACCAGUGGCCGAGGCGGCAGCGGCUUCAAGCGGCGGCAGACGUGCGUUGAUCCAAUAUGACUACGAGAAGGCCGAGGACAACGAGUUGGAGCUGCGAGAAGGCGAAUACGUCACCAACAUCGAGAUGGUAGACGAAGAUUGGUGGAUGGGUACUAACUCGCAAGGCGAGUCGGGAUUAUUCCCUAGCAAUUACGUUGAACUUGUCGAAGAUGAGGCGGAGGAAGCUCCGCCUGCCCCUGCCCCUGCCCCGGCAGCUGGCCACGCCGCUCCUCCGCCUCCCCCGGCGGCUGAGCCGGAGGCGGCAACUGGUCAGACGGCAACAGCCCAAUAUGACUACGAGGCUGCUGAGGACAACGAACUGAGCUUCCCUGAAGGAGCUACAGUCACCAAUGUGGAGUUCCCUGACGAGGACUGGUGGUUCGGUCACUACAAGGGGGAUUCCGGUCUUUUCCCCGCCAACUAUGUGCAACUGGAUCAGUGAUCUACCAUCUGGCCUCCAUCAAACAUGCCCACCUCAAAAAGGCGGUAGCAGAGUAAGCAGUUAAUUUGGAGUAUCUAGACCAGACCAAAAUGAGUAGUCUGACUAUAACGUGGAGACGUGAAACGAAGAGUUUGUCUUUAUUUUUGUACCUAGGUAGUUGAACGAGAAAACAAAAGUGUCUUAUGGUAGUGAAGAGAGUCACUUCGGCUUGUCUAUAUUAUAAAGGAAAGGGUCUUCGGGAGCCGAGACUAGAUACAUAUGAUGUAACUAUCGUGAUGAGGUCUGAGUGUACCUAGACACAAGAGUACCUGGAGAUUGCCAAGUCUAAGAAAAUUGUAAUUAAUGUUGAAAAUUGAACAUUGAGCAUUGAACAAAAAGCGGGUAUAUG
Molecule: messenger RNA, 3430 nt
Organism: Hypoxylon fragiforme
Lineage: Eukaryota; Fungi; Ascomycota; Sordariomycetes; Xylariales; Hypoxylaceae
Exons: 5
Coding region: 703-3042 (779 amino acids)
Biological process (GO): regulation of actin filament polymerization
Cellular component (GO): actin filament; site of polarized growth; cortical actin cytoskeleton
Molecular function (GO): actin filament binding
Source: RefSeq, a predicted model, not a curated record